UAACAGACGAGUGCCACAUCAUAAAACUACAACUCCCAGGACGCAUUGUUUCCGCGUGUCGAUUUUUACGUAAUGGACAGCUCCCCGGAUGCGGCUGUGAUUGACUAUACCAGGCAAAAAGAGAUCGGAAGACAAGUGGCGGUGCUGCAGCCCCAGUGGUCGUAGGCAGGAUGCAGACCAUUAAGUGUGUGGUUGUGGGUGACGGGGCAGUAGGUAAAACCUGCCUACUCAUCUCUUACACCACCAAUGCCUUCCCUGAAGAGUACAUUCCCACAGUGUUUGACAACUACAGUGCUCAAAUGAGUGUCGAUGGCCGCACUGUCAGCCUCAACUUGUGGGACACAGCCGGCCAGGAGGAGUACGACCGCCUGCGCACCCUCUCCUAUCCCCAGACCAACGUUUUCAUCAUCUGCUUUUCCAUCGGCAGCCCCUCCUCCCACGCCAAUGUCAGGCACAAGUGGCACCCUGAGGUGUCCCACCACUGCCCAAAUGUGCCCAUCCUGCUGGUGGGCACCAAGAGGGACCUGAGGGGUGAUGCAGAAACAGUGAAGAAGUUGAAGGAGCAGGGCCUGGCCCCUACCACCCAGCAGCAGGGCAACGCCCUGGCCAAGCAGAUUGGGGCUGUCAAAUACAUGGAGUGUUCAGCUCUGCUGCAGGAUGGUGUCAGGGAGGUGUUUGCGGAAGCUGUGAGGGCGGUGUUGUAUCCAGUAACGAAAAAGAACCCCAAGAAAUGCGUGCUGUUGUAAUGGAUUGUUCCCAGAUUUGGACUGUGGAGAGGGAUGAUGGAGAUCCACAGAUGCAGAGGAAGGCUGAGGAAUGAAGGUCGUCAUCUGGCUGCCUCCACACCACCUCCAGCAAGUUAGACUUUGUUUCCAGCUCCUCCGUUACUCCUCUCUUCCUUAUUCAUCUCCUGGAGGAUUUCACUCCGUUGCCAUCAUCACCAAAGUGACUAUGCCAAAAUUGAGGCAACUGACCGCAUCUCCUCUAUUUUUCUUACAUUUUAACUUUUGAUAUUUACACUUUUUUCCAAUUUUACACCUGUUCUAGAUUUAUAGCUUCUCUGCUUUGCCUUAUAAAAAUGCUGAUCAUGGUUGUCACAAGCCAUAAUAACAUCCAAACCAACCAACCAACCAAGCUACCCUGUUUGACUGGAGAGAAGAGAUCUGCCUUUUUUUCAGGUGGAGAAAUAUUGACUACCUCAUACUCUCACCUAGGUUGCAUCUCACGAGUCUCGAGCAGUGUUGUCAUCAAGAUGCUUUGACUUUUCUAUUUAGAUGUAAUGAACAGCCAAGUAGAGGGUGAACAAGUUUUUAAUUUCAAGCAGCUUGAGUCCAGACGAGGUGUGAUGACUCCCGGACAAAUGCCAGUACCCCAUAACCAAUAUGCACAGAUUAAAGGUUCAACUCUCGAGCUGCAGUUCCCCUUGUGCUCACUCUGGCGUGUUAGAGCUGUCUGGCGGGCUGCCCCUUCCAGCCUCUUGCACUGCUCUCUCACUGCCACGCAUGGAAGAGCCAGUAGGCCUUUGAAGAUAAGCAGGGCCCAUUAAAAGCAGCCGGCCAUUUGCCCUCUUCGGUAAUAGAGGAGCAGGUGUCAUAAGGCCACUGCCAAAUUAACCCACACGGGUUCAGGGUCCCUCAAGCUGACAUAUCAGGAAGUCGUGUUGGGGGACAGCUCUCCUGUCAACGUCUUAACUCUUGAGGCUCACACAGAGUGCCAUUAAAACAUGCCUAAGAAUUACUUUUUGACGGGGUGGUGUCAAAGAGUCUGUAUUUUGUCUAAUAAUGUUGAAUUUACUCUGUAAAUGAUUUUUUUUCUUCCUCAAAUGUUUUUUAACCUACGAGUGCGGUUAUGGCCAAAGUUGAAUAUAUUUUUUGUAAUAGCUUAUGUUUAGUGUGUAAUAGUUAAUACUCAGAUUUGAUAAAGCAGAACACCAUUAUGCACCCCUCAUCAAUUACAUUGUUGCCUUACAUUUAAGGUCAGCAGACUAUGACCACUGCAUAAUUGAUUCAGUAUGGUAGCAUAUAAUCCCAGAAUAUGUUUAAACUGACUUUUGCUUGGCUAUAUACACUUAUUUUCCUAUAUUUUUGGUUAGUGGAAUAUCAUUUCAUCUUGGAAGAAGCACCAUGCCAUAGCUGCCUAGUUAAUAUGUCAAGUAACGGCUGUUUAUCUACAACACGGACGGAGCCUUUUAUUUGGUCAGGUGCCUUAUCUAAACCAAAGACCAUAGCACGGCUCCUUUGUCAAACCCAAAGGUUCUCAUUAUAAUGAUGCAAGUGCCACAAGACCUUUUUAAAUGCAGGACCGACCAACUCUGGGUUUCACUUAAUUUUUCAGUAGCUGUCUGCUUUAGUUUCCUGCGAGCAAACACGCUCUUUCUCGCAACCCUCUUUGUAAGACCCAGGUGCUAAAACUGACAUCUUGCGCUGCAAGUGUGUGUGCGUUUGAGAAACGGAGCACAUGAAACAGAGUGCUCGUCAUGGCUCACAGCUCUUAACAGAUUGUGGUUUACAUCCCUGCAUUGUGCAGGUUGCAGUGAGGGCAAGGCACGAGCACAGCUCGCACAUACGGUUAGCAAGAGCUGCGCUGGUGGAAUGCGCCUUGUCACAUCUGAAGAUUUAUUUUUUUUAAUACAUUUUAUAAAAUAUUUUUUUAGUAAUGACUGGUUGCUAAUUUGUGCUUACAGCUGCCAGUAAUACCAGCAACCCUUUUACUCGAGUUAUUUUCAUUUACUCACUUGUGGGUUUAUUAUAAGUCAACCAAGAUUGUGGCCUGUGUAAAGUCUAGAAUAACUGAAGCGCAACACGAGCAGGAGGUUUUUGUGUAACAACAGUAUGAGAUCUGCCAAAGGAUGUGUGAAAAUUUUUCCCAGAAAGGCGUGCGGAGGGUUGAAUGUAAGUGCAUAAUACGUCAAACUGUCAACUGUGGUGAGUUUUUGUUUUGUUUUGUUUUUUUUGCCGUGUCCUGAUUUCACUCAGAUAAUGCUGUUGAAGUGGAACAUACACCUGUGGGCUCUCUUGUCUGUGUCCCGGAGCUGUAUGCUACCGUGUGCGUGGUACUACGCCUUUACACUGGGAACUUGAUUUGUAGAAAUCUGUUUGUAAUUGUUUUAUAUAUAACAAAAGCAUAUUUGUAUAAAUGAACUAACAGUGAGAUGAUUUUUAAAUUAUGCCAAAUAAAAUGGUGGUUAAAACCAGACACAA
Messenger RNA from Acanthopagrus latus (yellowfin seabream), 3200 nucleotides. It is a transcript of the gene rhogd, whose product is annotated as ras homolog gene family, member Gd. The transcript is spliced from 2 exons. Gene Ontology annotation, cellular component: cytoskeleton; cell projection; cytoplasmic vesicle. Gene Ontology annotation, molecular function: protein kinase binding; GTPase activity; GTP binding. The record is from RefSeq and is a predicted model, not a curated record. NCBI's taxonomy places the organism in Eukaryota, Metazoa, Chordata, Actinopteri, Spariformes, Sparidae. The coding region runs from base 171 to 746 and encodes 191 amino acids. Gene Ontology annotation, biological process: cortical cytoskeleton organization; actin filament organization; regulation of cell shape.